Molecule: messenger RNA, 1413 nt
Organism: Mesorhabditis spiculigera
Lineage: Eukaryota; Metazoa; Nematoda; Chromadorea; Rhabditida; Rhabditidae
Source: the annotation of a GenBank genome assembly
AUGCUGUUUCAGGGCCCCAUCGAAGACGCCCUGCUAAAUGGCCAGUCGCUCUUCAACGAGACCACCCUGCAGUCGUACCUCGAGAAUUUCUCAAAGCUCAAUGAGCUCUACCAGGAGCUGUAUCAGGCCGUGGUGAAACAGGCUGAGGAGAACCCCGACACGAUGAAGCCGGUCAACGGCAGGCCCGACCAGCUACCGUAUCUCUUUGAGGGAGACAUCAUUCUCACCGAGUCGCAAUUGCAGCAGCAAAUUAAAAAUGCCGAAACUGAGCUGGCUCGCCGCAAAAACGAGACGAUGCGCUUCGUGACCCAGCAGCCCAGGGGCAACGGACUGAUCUUCAUCCGGGGCAAUGGGUGCUACUCGUACAUCGGAAUGGUGGCGCAGGGAGCGCAACAAGUUUCUAUUGGAGUCGGGUGCGAGGCGCUCGGCACGGUUAUGCAUGAAAUUGGCCACGCCCUCGGCUUCUACCACGAGCAGUCCCGCUCGGAUCGCGACUCCUACGUCCGUAUCGUCACCCAGAACAUCCAGAACAUCUACAUCCCGCAGUUCAGCAAGCAGGCCCCAUCAACCAUGGUCGAUUACGGCGUGGCGUACGACUACGGAUCUGUGAUGCACUACGAUCAAUUCGCUUUCUCGCAAAAUGGUGGAAUGACCAUACAGACAUACGAUGCCAAUUACCAACUCACGAUCGGCCAGCGCAACCAGGCCGGCUUCGCCGAUGUGAAGAAGAUCAAUUUUGCGUACUGCAAUGCCUCCUGCACCACCCAGCUCCCCUGCCAAAAUGGCGGCUACACCGAUCCGCUUGCCUGCAGCCAAUGCCGAUGCCCCACCGGAUUGGGAGGCCAAUACUGCGAUCAACCGGCCACCUCCUUCCGGAGCGCUCGUGUGCAACUUUUGAUUACGGCUCCUCCCGGCAAGAAGGUGUACUUCCAAGUGGCCUCGCUGUCGUUCCCCUACCAACAGGUCUGCAGCACCUCGUAUUUGGAGCUGAAAUAUGGAGCGAAUUUGGUCAAUACUGGCGCUAGACUCUGCGGUCGCACCUACCCUGGCGGUGCCACCACCCAAACCUCGCAACUUCUCGUCAUCUUCCAGGGCUACAGCUCGGCCCAGUUUACGCUCAGCUACCGAUACGAUCCUGUGUCCGGAGAGCAAACCGAUGCUUCGACUACCGUAGCGCCAACGGCGCCAAUUGCCUUGUGCGCCGGAUGGGGCGCAUGCAGUCAGCCGUGCGGAGCGUGCGGGACGCAGACGCGGGCGUGCUCCACCGGAUUCCAAACGCAGCCAUGCAACGCUAAACCGUGCCCCGGGAAUAUUUGCUGUCCGCCGGCGUCGUUUGAUAGUACGCAGGGGCUGUGCGUCGUGCCGGAGGAGGCUGAUGAACAACCGGAUUCCGAAUCAGCCGGCGACGAGGAA